AUGGUAGUCGGCAAGGUCCUUGUAGUCUCCAACCGACUUCCAGUAACCAUCAAGCGUUCUGACUCCGGCUCCUACGACUACUCGAUGUCUUCCGGGGGUCUAGUCACCGCACUUCAAGGGUUGAAGAAGUCAACAGAAUUUCAGUGGCUAGGCUGGCCUGGUUUGGAAGUACCUGCGGACGAACAGGAGAGAGUCAAUUCCGACUUGAAGUCGAAGUUUAACUGUACAGCCAUCUAUUUAAGUGACGUUAUAGCUGAUUUGCACUAUAAUGGCUUCUCCAAUUCAAUCCUUUGGCCGCUUUUCCAUUACCAUCCGGGUGAAAUGAACUUUGACGAAAACGCCUGGGCUGCUUAUAUCGAAGCCAACCGCCAGUUUGCCGUAGAAAUAGCAGGCCAGGUCAAUGACAACGAUAUGGUAUGGGUGCACGAUUACCACUUGAUGCUCUUGCCUCAGAUGUUGCGGGAAGAAAUCGGCAACAGAAAGAAGAAUAUCCGUAUCGGUUUCUUCUUACACACGCCGUUUCCAUCGUCAGAAAUAUAUAGAAUUUUGCCCGUAAGAAAAGAGAUCUUGGAAGGUGUUUUGAGCUGUGACUUGAUCGGCUUCCACACCUAUGACUAUGCCAGACACUUCUUGUCUUCAGUAUCGCGUAUUGUAGCCGACGUGACUACUUUACCCAAUGGAAUUGAGUUCCAGGGAAGAUCUAUCAGUAUUGGGGCUUUUCCCAUCGGUAUCGACGUCGACAAGUUCACUGAGGGCUUGACCAAACAGUCGGUUAUCGACAGAAUCAAGCAGUUGAAGUCCCGCUUUGGUGACACCAAGAUUAUCGUGGGGGUAGAUCGCUUGGAUUACAUCAAGGGUGUCCCCCAGAAACUCCACGCAUUCGAGGUUUUUUUGGAAGAAAACCCAGAAUGGAUCGGCAAAGUAGUCUUGGUCCAAGUUGCAGUGCCUUCUAGAGGCGACGUAGAGGAGUACCAAUCACUCAGAGCUACUGUUAACGAGUUGGUAGGUAGGAUAAAUGGGAAGUUUGGAACCGUGGAAUUUGUACCUAUCCAUUAUAUGCAUAAGUCCGUGCCCUUUGACGAGUUGAUAAGCUUGUACCGUGUGUCUGAUGUCUGUCUUGUCAGUUCUACAAGAGACGGAAUGAACUUGGUUUCUUACGAAUACAUCGCUUGUCAGCAGGAAAACAACGGGGUAUUGAUAUUGUCUGAGUUCGCUGGUGCUGCGCAAUCGUUGAAUGGAGCUAUCAUUGUCAAUCCAUGGAAUACAGAAGACUUGAGCAUUUCUAUCAAGGAAAGCUUGACGUUACCAGAAGAAAAGAAAGCUAUCAACUUCAACAAGCUCUUCACUUAUAUCUCCAAGUAUACUUCCGGCUUCUGGGGUGAAAGCUUCGUCAAAGAAUUGUACAAAUGCACAUCUUGA
Molecule: messenger RNA, 1419 nt
Organism: Scheffersomyces stipitis CBS 6054
Lineage: Eukaryota; Fungi; Ascomycota; Pichiomycetes; Serinales; Debaryomycetaceae
Gene: TPS1
Product: alpha,alpha-trehalose-phosphate synthase (UDP-forming) TPS1
Exons: 1
Coding region: 1-1419 (472 amino acids)
Biological process (GO): cellular response to heat; trehalose biosynthetic process
Cellular component (GO): cytosol; alpha,alpha-trehalose-phosphate synthase complex (UDP-forming)
Molecular function (GO): alpha,alpha-trehalose-phosphate synthase (UDP-forming) activity
Source: RefSeq, a predicted model, not a curated record